CUUUCCAAUUAAAAACUUUGACUCGGUGAACACGUGAACGUGAUCCUCUACUUUUCACGAUCCAAGUUCAACCUUCCUUCUCUUCUCUUCUCUUCUCUUCAACUCCAAUCUCUGUGCUCUGCGUUCCAUUCCCAAUCGCGCAUUGAUCACAAAAAUUCUCCCUUUUCUCAAAUCACAGUAAAACUGAGGAUCUUGUUUGUUUCAAACCAGUAUGAUGGUCUUUGCUGUUAAUUGUUGAUGAUGAUGAUGAUGACUUUGUAUAUAAGGUUAAGGAGAUAACAGGAAAAAAGAAGUGAAGGAAUAAAAUGGGAGCUACUACUUUGUUGCCUGAUGUAGCAAUUGGGCUUCUUCCGCGAUGUCCCUUUGUUCCCAGGCACCCUUUUAUCUGUAGAGUAACUUCAAUUAGAUCAAUAAGAAAAAGGAGUUACUCCUUUGCUGAGAAGAGGGUCUCUAGAGAAUCAGUAUACACGGUUUUUUCACGAACGAAUGAUUCAGAUGAUGCUUUCACGGAUGUAGUUGUUGACCAGGAUGGUUAUUCUGGAAGAACUGAAGUUAUGGGAAUAGAAGAUGAAUUAAUGGUAGCCAAGAAAGCUCUUUCAGAGGCACAACACAGACAAAAUGCUAUUGAGAAAGAGAGAGAUCAAUUGCUUGAAGAACUUGCUCGUUCUGAGGCUAAAAAACAGGAAUACAUCUCCGCAAUUUUACAUGACAAAGAAGUAACUAUAAAAGAACUUGAGGCUGCCAAAUCUCUUUUUCAGAAAAAGCUGGAGGCUUCGGUGGAAGAGAAGUUCACUUUGGAAUCUAAGCUGGUCCUUGCCAAACAUGAUGCUGUUGAUCUUGCAGUGCAGGUGGAAAAGUUAGCAGAGGUUGCUUUCCAUCAGGCAACUUCUCACAUACUAGAAGAUGCUCAACUCAGAAUUUCAUCUGCUGAAACCACAGCUGCUGAAGCAGCCCAUCUAAUUGAAAGACAAAUUCAGGAUGCAACUGAGGGUACAUUAUCAUCCAUAGUUGAAAAGUCAAAAUAUGCUAUAGAAAGGGCUCUAGUUGUGGCGGAGGAAGCAGGUGAACGUGCAAAAGAGGCCAUGGAAACAUUUAUAGAUGGCACAUCUCCAUUUACUGAAAUGACCUCUGUCCAGGAAGAAAAUAUCAAGUUACAGGGCAUGAUAAGUGAUUUAGAAUCUCAGUUGAUGGUUGCAAUAAAUGAGGCUGAUAGUCUUAAGAUAGAAUUAGAGCACGCCAGGCAGCAGCUAAAGGCUUUUGAACAAAGAGCCAUUGAUGCGGAGAAAGCUUUGCUUGAUCUUCAGGAGUCAAUCAGGAAAACCACUCUCAAGCAGGAGGAGGAGAUGAAGUUAAUGCUGGAGAAAAUGAAGAAAGACAUGGCAGAAAGGACAAAGGCAAUUUCCAAGGCUUUUAAGACUGACUUGAAGAACAUCAAGGCUACACUUGAAGCUGCCAAAGAAGUUUCUCAUUGUAAAGAUUAUGCUUACCUAAGAAGAUGUGAGGCGCUGCAGAGGUCAUUAAAGUCAUCCGAAGAUGCUUUGAAGAUGUGGAGACAGAGAGCUGAAAUGGCUGAAUCAUUGCUAUUGAAGGAAAGGCUACAAGAUGAAGGGGAUAGAGAUUCUAUAUAUGUUGUCAAUGGUGGACGGAUAGACCUUUUGACAAAUGUUGAUUCUCAAAAAUGGAAACUACUAAGUGACGGUCCUCGUAGAGAGAUACCUCAGUGGAUGGCACGAAGGAUUAAGGCUAUCUCUCCCAGAUUUCCACCAAGAAAGAUUGAUGUAGCUGAAUCAUUGACAUCAAAGUUCAGAUCCUUGGAGUUGCCUAAAGCUGAUGAAGUAUGGUCCAUCUCUCGAGAAAAGCCAAAGGAAGAUGAUGCUUUAAUUGAACAAGUUUUUGAACGAGAAACAAUUGAGAGAAAGCGGAAGGCGCUGGAGCGUGCUCUUCAACGGAAGACUACAAAGUGGCAGAGAGCCCCUGAACAAACAAAACUAGAGCCAGGCACAGGAUCAGGACGUGAGAUUGUGUUUCAAGCUUUUAACUGGGAGAGCUGGAGAAGGAGCUGGUAUCUUGAAUUAUCAUCUAAAGCUGCGGAUUUAUCUCAAUGUGGGGUGACAGCAGUGUGGUUGCCACCGCCAACUAACUCGGUUUCUCCACAAGGUUACAUGCCUUCUGAUCUUUACAACUUGAAUUCAUCCUAUGGUUCUGUGGAAGAACUUAAAUCUUGUAUAGAGGAAAUGCAUUCUCAAGAUCUAGUGGUUUUAGGAGAUGCCGUCCUUAAUCAUCGAUGUGCACAGAAACAAAGUCCAAAUGGUGUUUGGAAUAUUUUUGGUGGCAAGCUUGCAUGGGGACCUGAAGCAAUUGUGUGUGAUGAUCCAAAUUUUCAGGGGCGUGGAAAUCCUUCCAGUGGUGACAUCUUCCAUGCCGCACCAAAUAUUGAUCAUUCUCAGGACUUUGUGCGGAAAGAUAUCAAAGGGUGGUUGAACUGGCUUCGCAAUGAUAUAGGUUUUGAUGGAUGGCGGCUUGACUUUGUAAGAGGCUUUUCUGGUACAUAUGUAAAAGAAUAUAUUGAAGCAUCAAAUCCUGUAUUUGCCAUUGGAGAAUAUUGGGACAGUUUGGCCUAUGAACAUGGAAGUUUGUGUUACAACCAAGAUGCUCAUCGGCAGCGAAUAGUUAACUGGAUCAACGCAACCGGUGGUACUUCGUCUGCAUUUGAUAUUACGACAAAGGGAAUACUUCAUUCUGCUCUGCAUAAUGAAUAUUGGAGACUGAUAGAUCCACAGGGGAAACCCACAGGAGUAAUGGGGUGGUGGCCUUCUCGUGCUGUCACAUUCCUGGAGAACCAUGAUACGGGGUCCACACAAGGCCACUGGCCAUUUCCGCGAGAUAAGCUCAUGCAGGGAUAUGCUUACAUUUUGACUCAUCCUGGAACUCCUGUGAUAUUUUAUGACCAUUUCUACGAUUUUGGCAUCCAUGAUGUGAUAACUGAGUUGAUCGAGGCUCGUAGACGGGCUGGGAUCCAUUGCCGGAGCUCUAUCAAGAUAAUACAUGCACACAAUGAAGGUUAUGUAGCCCAGGUUGGUGAUGCACUAGUCAUGAAGCUUGGGCACUUUGAUUGGAAUCCCUCCAAGGAGAACCAGUUGGAAGGGAGCUGGCAAAAGUUUGUUGACAAAGGACAGGACUACCAAGUGUGGUUGAGACAAUAGAUUGACAGUAGAAUUGCUUCUUUCUGUCAUGGAAAUUAAAAAUAGCUUCCAUAAAAUGCAUUCAUAGGAGGAAAAAGAGAAUCUUGUUUGUAAUAUAACCAAAACCUACCAACAUAUUAAUCCAUUUUAAGGGUAUUUUACAUCAGCUGUGUCAAAUACCUCUGUCAAGAAACACUAUAAUGUAUAAAUAAAAAUAAAAUUAUUGAAAAAAUUCAAGCACAAUUUUCAUUUUAAUUUUUAUAUAA
Lotus japonicus is the source of this 3448-nucleotide messenger RNA. RefSeq lists its product as uncharacterized. The transcript has 16 exons. The coding region runs from base 306 to 3203 and encodes 965 amino acids. The record is from RefSeq and is a predicted model, not a curated record. NCBI's taxonomy places the organism in Eukaryota, Viridiplantae, Streptophyta, Magnoliopsida, Fabales, Fabaceae. Gene Ontology annotation, molecular function: calcium ion binding; alpha-amylase activity. Gene Ontology annotation, biological process: carbohydrate metabolic process.